Molecule: messenger RNA, 729 nt
Organism: Rotaria sp. Silwood2
Lineage: Eukaryota; Metazoa; Rotifera; Eurotatoria; Philodinida; Philodinidae
Source: the annotation of a GenBank genome assembly
CUCGCACCCACGCCCACACCCCCCCCCACACCCACAUCCACACCCGCCCCGCAUCUUACAAUAACAGACAAUAGUAUGCAAUCAUCAUGAUGCUUACACUUUCUCGGUAGAGUUAUUUUUUUUGUUUUAUCUCAAAUAUAAGUCAGAGAAAAAAAGAUCACUAUUUAUCAUUCUUAUCAAAUAUCGACACACAAAUAUUGAAUUAGUUCAUAACAAUAAAACAAGUUUUUUUUUCUGAAUAUGAAAGUAAUUUUUCACGUAAAACAUUUUAUCAUGAUUGCGCAAGUAGAUAUUGUUCGAAACGAAAAUUUCUUCGAUGUAUAUAAGAGAAAAUCGUCAACAUAUAAAAAUUCUCGAAAAAGUAAAUAAUCUUUUUCAAUGACGUUUGAUAUAUAAGAUGAAAAUCAUGAUGGUCAAUUAGAUUUCAAUGAAUAUAUUGAUGAAUUAUCAACCAUAAUCGAUGCUAGUUGUUUACGUACAAUUGCAACAGUCUUUCAUUUUUUUGAUAUUCAUAAUCAUGGUUAUAUAACACGAAAAGAAUUUAAUUCGCGAGAAAAAUUCGUUGCACAAUUUCUUGAUCAAUAUAAAAUAAAUAAAUUCUUAUAUGAACAUGCAUUUAAUACAAUGAAUAUAAAUAAAGAUGGACGAAUAUCAAAAGUUAUAUUUAUUUCAUGGCAUUUGCAAGAUCAUUCGAUAACGGAAGAAAUAGAACCUUCAAACAAUGAAUAA